AUGAUGAAUAUCUUACGAGAACAAUUUAAGAAAAGAUUUCGACAUAAUAAAAAUCGCUCUUUCGACAUUCCAUUAGAUGAAACAGGUGAAACAUUGCUUCCAGAUAAUCAUAUACAGGUAUCUUCACAUCGUCGAUCAAUUAGUAAAUGUUUGAUUCGAUUACGUCAUUGGAUAAGCACACAUAUAUGUUUAUUAAUUAUGAUAGUAUUUAUUUGGAUUCCAAUUUUACUUUAUUUAAUUUUACUUAUUCUAUCGAAAAGUCAAGCAUUUAUUCCAAAAGAAUUUCAACAAAAUCAUCAUCGUCUUCUAUUAAUUGUAGCUCAUCCCGAUGAUGAAGCUUUAUUUUUUUCACCAACCAUACGCAGUUUACAAAAACAAUCUCAUAUUAAUUUAAGUUUAUUAGUCUUUUCACGAGGAAACUAUACCGGUUUAGGUCCUAUACGUGUCAAGGAAUUGAAUGGUUCAUGUCAAGUAUUUAAUUUUCCACAAGAUCGUUGCAUAUCAUUAGAUUUACCUGAUAUACAAGAUAAUCCAAAAAUAUGGUGGCUUGAAGAAAGAUUGAUUUCUGUUAUAGACCAAUUUAUUAAUAAAUGGUCUAUUGAUGUACUUGUGUCUUUUGAUGGCACAGGUGUAUCCGGUCACAUUAAUCAUCGAGCCGUGGGAUCUGCCGUUCGUGUAUUAACAAUCAGUAAAAUUAAUUCAAAGAUUAAAAUGUUCUAUGAAUUGAAAUCUGUUUCUGUUCUCCGCAAAUAUUCAUCAUUACUCGAUGUGUACAUAGUAUUUAUUACAUUUACUCCAUAUCUCAUGCAUUUAUUAUUCUCACAUUUAAUUCCAAUAUCAUCACCAAACGUAUCAUCUAUGCUUCUCAUUAAUACACCAGAAGAUUAUAUGGUAUCACGAGCUGCUUUUGCAAGUCAUAAUAGUCAAUUUAGUUGGGAUAGGUAUGUAUAUUUAGUUGCAAGUCGCUUCAUGUUUAUAAAUGAACUAAAAUAUAUCGAUAAAUGA
Messenger RNA from Rotaria socialis, 1005 nucleotides. NCBI's taxonomy places the organism in Eukaryota, Metazoa, Rotifera, Eurotatoria, Philodinida, Philodinidae. The record is from the annotation of a GenBank genome assembly.